UGAGGAAAGUUUCCAGGACGUGAGCUGGACAAUAAGGUGCCACCACAGUGAGCCAAGCUGGCGUCUGGCACACAGGUUCUUCUUUCAACCAAGUUCACUUUUAUCUCUGAAGGUUUUGUCCUUUUUUAACAGAGUCAGGUGAAGUUUCUCAAAGUCUAAAGGGUUCAAACGUGUCAUCACCUCAGGUGAUUUGUCCACCUGGGUCUCACAAGGUUUCUGCUGUCAGUCAGGACGAAAGCGGUGCGUUUGAUUUACAGCUUCUGUCAGACAGCGUUAGGGUGGUGUGAGAGGACACCUGUGCAAUAUUCUGUUCUUUGCCGCUAAAUGUUUUCUAAAUAUUAAACAGGUUUGUAUGAACAGCUGUUUUCCAGCAUCAUGUUCUUCUUUCAUCAUCACUCGCCCACUAACGUCCUGUGGAUGUUUGUUCACUUUUGUACAUCGCUUAGCAAUUUGUUGUUUACAGAAAACGAUCUUCACGUUUUCAGCAGGUGAGAAAUUCUUUGUGUUUUAGCAAGAAACAAAGCCUCAGAUUUGAAAUUCUGGUCCAGAUCACAAAGAAAACCGGUUUUUCCUCAUCUGCUGAUGAAGGUCACAAGAUGUGACUGAAAGCUCCAGCAACACUGUGUAAGUGAACCUUAAUAAAGAAAGGUUGACGUUUCUAUUACAAAGGUCAAGAACGAGCUGAAAAUAGUUUUUAAAUGAUGGUUUUUGGUCUGAUAAACUAUGUGGACACAGCUUUUGACCGGCUCCCGACAAACUGUCCAAAUAACUUUGGACAUAUGAUCUUAGAUGUUUUAGUCCGAUUACUGAUCGUCAUUUUAAAUCUGGUGGCAACAUGUUCCACCAGAUUUAGUGAGUUUCACUAAAAAGGUGAGAGCAGACGGAGACACGUGGACUCCACAGUUCUUCCUGUACCCCCCUAGUCUCCAGCACCUUUGGACCAGGUGACAGAUUACAUCGAGGCGCGGCCACUUAAAUGUUGUGUGCGCGGCGCGGUUCUGACGGACACACGCUGUAAAACCGAUCUGACUUCAGACUUUUCCUCAGGAGAAAAGGAAUCUACACCCGUAGUGAAUCUCGGCGGACGAGCCAGACCCGAGUCUGUUAUCUAACGACGGAAACAGCUGCAGUUCGUCAGUCCGCCGGCAGGAGGCGCCGCGUCCGGAAACAAGCUGUUUUAUUUGAGCUGGAUUCAUCAGACCGACCUCCCUCCGAUUCGCUUCAUGAUUAAAUCCCCCGAUAUCACUGGUUUCUGUUAUUAAAUGAUCGGGUUGCUCCACAUCCUGGGACGUAGCGCUUGCGCACAACCGCCGGCCGCCCUGCCUCAUCUCUCCACCCUCUCCUCCGGCAUCCUCCCAUCCUGCGGACAGACAGGUGGCUCGGGUCCAGCUGAAGUUGCUGAGUCAGAAAGAAGCUCGUCUGAGUCCUGGUCUGGGUUUGGUUCUGACCGGCCUUGUGAUCUGAAGAGUUUCAAGAAACAAAAAGAGUCAUGCCAGUGUCACCCGCCCUGGUCGACCUCUCUCGUCUCUAUCAGACGGAGUUUGUCCGCAGUGCGCGGGCGGUCGGCGUUCUCUGGGCCGUUUGUACGCUCUGCUUCGCCAUCAUCCAGGUGGUCGUCCUGGUGCAGCCAUCCUGGAUCGGUACCACAGGGGCCUACCACAAGGGGGUUGGCCGGGCCCCACCCAGUGGCACCCUGGGACUGUUUGAGGUGUGCGUGGAGUCGGACUGGCCGGUCCCAGACUGUCGAGGGGGUCUGUCCAGUCUGUCCCCUCUGCCAUCCUUCCAGUCAGUGGCGGUGUUGGUGGGAGUGUCUCUGUGGGCCGUGUGGACCAGCGUCCUGUGUCUCUGUCUCUUCAGGUUCUGCAGCGCCACCACUGUCUACAAGAUCUGUGCCUGGCUGCAGCUCACUGCAGGUUUCUGUCUGGCGCUGGCUUGUCUUCUGUUUCCAGACUCGUGGGAGAGUCCAGAGAUGAGAGCUCUGUGUGGAGACUCAGUGGGCAGUUUCUCUCCAGGUAACUGUUCUGUCCACUGGGCCUACAUCCUGGCCAUUCUGGGCAUUUUGGAUGCCGCCAUCUUGGCCACACUGGCGUUUGUCCUUGCCAACAGACAGGAUGCCCUGCUGCCAUCAGACAACAAAGAGGUGACCACAGGUCUGCUGAUGUCAGCAUGAUGUCACCAGGCAAUAUGUGCAGAGCAGGGCGACGUUGGCUCCACGUAGUGCUCCUGUUACUGCACCUUCUUCUUCUGUUGCUUCCUUUUAUUUCUUCUG
Molecule: messenger RNA, 2269 nt
Organism: Monopterus albus (swamp eel)
Lineage: Eukaryota; Metazoa; Chordata; Actinopteri; Synbranchiformes; Synbranchidae
Gene: lhfpl4b
Product: LHFPL tetraspan subfamily member 4b
Exons: 9
Coding region: 1490-2170 (226 amino acids)
Biological process (GO): sensory perception of sound
Cellular component (GO): plasma membrane
Source: RefSeq, a predicted model, not a curated record